AUGGGCAGCGUAGAACUCGGGAACCAAACGAGUUCUGCAAACCAGCACAUGGAUCAGACACAAGCAGCUAGAGGGCAAUCUCCUAGCCAAGAUGAGAAGCGGGAUCCCAAGACACCUCUGGGUGUUUUUGAAAACCAAAGCUCUGUGGAUGAGCCAUGCACGAGAACAGUCAUUAAGUGGAAACACGGCGACCCUGAAAAUCCUUACAACUUCUCAAAGACAAAAAAGUCGGCGAUUUUGGUCUCAGCCAUAUGCCUUCUUGUCAAUAGUACGAUGGGCAGUUCGCUUCCCAGUAACGCUAUUCCCUACAUUCUCCACGAAUGGAGUGUUACAACUCAGGAGCAGGUUAUCCUAUCUAUCUCAGUCUAUCUGAUCGGAUACGUGCUUGGACCAAUCAUCUGGGGGCCAUUGAGCGAACACAUAGGGCGUCGUAACAUUACUAUAACGACCUUUGUACUUUUCUUGAUAUGGACUAUGGCCGCUCCGCUAGCUCCUAGUUGGCCCUCUUUCCUCAUAUUUCGUUUCCUCGCUGGUGCGGUCGGUGGUGCUCCGAUUGCUGUUACCGUAGGUAUCAUGUGUGAUAUCUACAGUGACCCAAGAGAACGCGGAACUUCAAUGGCUCUGUUCAUGUUGCCGAAUCUCUUUGGGCCUUUGCUUGCUCCUGUGAUCUCAGGGUAUUGUUCCACGACAAUAGGCUGGCGGUGGACAUUCUGGAUCGCUCUCAUCUAUGGGAGCGCUUGCCUCCCAGCAAUUCUCUGGGUCCCAGAGACUUUUGGACCUGCUCUUCUGACUCGGCGAGCCAAGAAAAUUCGUGAGGCUGAUCCCACUGCCCAGAUAUUUUCUAGGGCAGAGCUAGAGCCUCGCGAUUCAAAGCAGCUUGUUACCCGCGUUCUCACGAGACCCAUCAAUAUGCUUGUUUCGGAGCUCAUCGUAUCCAGCACGUGCGCAUAUUUAGCAUUGUGCUAUGCUAUAUUCUAUAUGACCUUUCAAGCCUUUCCGCUUAUAUUUCGAGAUUUGUAUGGAUUGAGCCCUGGAGUAACCGGCCUAUGCUUCCUGCCAGUCGGGGCUGGGUGUAUCAUGGCGCUACCUAUAGCCUUUUUAUGGGAUGAUUACCUCUCAUCCUCGAAAGCCAGAGGGGACCCAUGGACUAAGAAACAAGAGAAUUACCGCCUCCCUCUUUCUAUUGCUGGUGGCCCAAUGUUUGCCAUCUCACUCUUCUGGCUUGGGUGGAGCGCCCGCAAAGAUGUAUCCUUUGUCGUUCCGAUGCUCGCUGGCGUUCCAUUUGGGUGUGGCUUCACGCUCAUCUUUAUAGCAAUGCUCAACUAUCUCACCGACGCCUACGAGAUCUACUCUGCCAGCGCCAACGCGGCCUCUAGUGGCACUAGAUCCAUUCUUGCGGUGGUUCUUCCAUUUGCUACCUUGCCGAUGUUCGGGAGGCUGGGCAUUGCGGGCGCCUGUAGUCUCUUGGGCGGUCUGAGCGGCAUCAUGUGCUUCAUUCCAUUCGUCUUCAUAUGGAAAGGCGAGCGUAUUAGAGCAAGAUCUAAAUUUUGCAUUGCUCUGAAGGCGCAGAAAUGUGAGAUGGGGGAGAGGUCUAAGGGAAUUGAGUCAUCAGGCCAAUAA
Molecule: messenger RNA, 1620 nt
Organism: Clonostachys byssicola
Lineage: Eukaryota; Fungi; Ascomycota; Sordariomycetes; Hypocreales; Bionectriaceae
Source: the annotation of a GenBank genome assembly